Malassezia pachydermatis is the source of this 1806-nucleotide messenger RNA. RefSeq names its product isocitrate lyase. Lineage: Eukaryota; Fungi; Basidiomycota; Malasseziomycetes; Malasseziales; Malasseziaceae. The transcript has a single exon. Gene Ontology annotation, cellular component: mitochondrial matrix. The coding region runs from base 1 to 1806 and encodes 601 amino acids. The record is from RefSeq and is a predicted model, not a curated record. Gene Ontology annotation, molecular function: methylisocitrate lyase activity; isocitrate lyase activity.
AUGAGUCUCGCGCGGCUGUCCCGAGCUGCACGCGGUGUGGGCCCACGUCCCUCUCUGGCUGGUAGUGUUCUUGCUCGUGCUCCCCUACGAUUCAUGACCACCAGCAGCGUUGCUAUGAAGGGGGUAGCGCCACCGUCGCUCGCUGCUACGUCGCAGGUGCCAGCGCCUGCGCCGCUGCGUCUCACGCCACCCACGCCCGAAGAGGAAGCGGCGUUGUUUGAAGAGGCUGUGAAGGAUGUAGAAAAUUGGCUGGCUAGCCCACGUUUCAAGGGGAUCCAGCGCCCUUACACCGCGCGUGAUAUCGUGUCGAAGCGUGGCUCCUUCUCGGUGCAGCCACCCGCCUCGUCGCUGACCGCCGACAAGCUGUUUGCUUUGUUCACCAAGCAUGCGGAAAACCAAACGGUGGCUCACACGAUGGGUGCCAUCGACCCUGUACAGAUGACACAGAUGGUGCGCGACCAGGAGGUAAUCUAUGUGUCGGGUUGGGCAUGCUCGUCCGUCCUUACGACGUGCAACAAUGAAGUCGGUCCCGAUCUGGCUGACUACCCGUACACCACAGUCCCGAAUCAGGUGCAGCGUAUUUUCAAGGCGCAGCUGCACCAUGACCGUAAGCACUUUGACGAGCGCUGCCACAUGUCGGCAGAGCAGCGAUCGAAGACACCGUAUGUCGACUACUUGCGCCCUAUUAUCGCCGACGGUGACACAGGUCACGGUGGUCUGAGCAGUGUGUACCGCCUGGCCAAGCUGUUCGCCGAGCAGGGCGCCGCGGCGAUUCACUUGGAGGACCAACUGCAUGGCGGUAAGAAGUGUGGUCACCAGGCCGGCAAAGUGCUCGUGCCGACUUCAGAGCAUGUAAACCGCUUGGUCACCACGCGUUUUGCCUGGGAUGUGCUGGGCUCGGCCAACCUGCUUAUUGCCCGCACGGAUUCGGAGUCUGCGAAGCUGAUUUCGUCGAACAUUGAUGUGCGCGACCAUGAAUUUAUCAAGGGUGCCUACAAUCUCCCGCCGGGUACCAAGUCGCUCGCUGAAACGCUUGCGGAGAAGGAGGCGCAGGGCGUGUUUGGUGCGGAACUGGACAAUGUGGAGCGUGAGUGGAUGGAGAGCACGAUGCUCAUUACGUUCAACGAGGCUGUGGCGAACCACAAUGCGUCGAACCCGACGCGUCUCGAAGAGUACGACCGACGCGUAGAAGGCGGUGUAUCGAACGACGAGGCCCGCCGCAUUGCGCGUGAGAUCUUUGGCGAGGAAGGUGUGCCGUCCUGGGACUGGGACGCGCCGCGGACCAAGGAGGGCUACUACCACUUCAAGGGUGGCAUGUCGGCGGCGAUCAAGCGUGUCAAGACCUUUGCGCCAUAUGCGGACCUUCUGUGGCUGGAGACCAAGACGCCGGAUCUGGUCCAGGCGCAAGGCUUUGCGGCCAAGGUGCACGAGGACUUCCCUGGCAAGUGGAUGGUGUACAACCUGAGCCCCUCGUUCAACUGGAGCGCUCAUGGCUUCAGCAAUGAGGACUUGCGCAACUUUGUGUGGGACCUGGCCCGUGCUGGCUUUGUGCUGCAGCUGAUUUCUUUGGCCGGUCUGCACUCGGUCGGUAUGACGACGUGCGAGUUGAGCCGUGCGUUUGCCAAGGACGGCAUGCUGGCGUACGUCGAGCUGAUUCAGCGCAAGGAAAAGGAGCUGGGUGCGGAUAUCCUAACCCACCAAAAGUGGAGUGGUGCGCAAUACAUUGACCGUAUUCUUCAGACAGUGAGCAGCGGCACGUCGAGUACGAGCAGUAUGGGCGCGGAUAGCACCGAGCACUCUUUCUAA